GCGCGUCCGGCCUGCGCUUAGCAACGAGACUCAUAAGCACCCAGCAGAAAACGAACUGAAAGCGGAUUGUUGAAAACUCGGCCCAAGCACGGAAAAGUGAGCAUAAAAAAGGUUGCCAGAUACAUAUAUUGUUGAUUCAGAAUGGGUCAGACCCUAACAAGAGCAGCUAAAUGGACGUCUGCCAGUGAGGGCGGGGAAGGCAAGCUGGAAUUUACGCCAGUCAACGAGAGUCUUCUCAACAACAUCAUCAAGUUUGUAGAGCCUUUCUCCUCAAAGCAUCCAAACGAAGCUGGACUAGUCUUUAGAAACCCUAUACAAUGGAAAACCAAUAUUGAAGCAUCAUCCUUCUCAGGAGACUAUGAACACAGUGAUGAUGGUUUGCGUUCCAUUGCAACUGACAAAGAUGAGCAGCCACUUCUGCAACUUCAGAAGCUCGGUGAGCUCCACUCGAAGCUUAGCGUCAGGUCCAUGGAGCAGCUAGCUGCAGUUCUCAGGGUUGCCGGAGACAAGAAAAUGACAGAAACAAGAGCUAUCUUGGAAAGCAACAGGGAUCCACUAGCUAAGAUCCUAGGGGAAGGCUUUGCUACUGUAGAAGGAGAGGACAACUCAGCAAUCAGGCUCCUGGAAGAAACGCAGAAAGAUGACUCAGAAGAGGCUCAAGAGAAGAAGUUGAAAGUCAAGCUCCUUCUACUUAUCAAAGACUUUGACAUGCAACUUAUGAACCAGUAUCUCUCAGAAGUAUCAGGGGAAAUUCGUCUCACUCCCCAGCAAGUGAACGAUGAGGUAGAGCUACUGCAGAAGUUUUGUGGGGAGGACAGUCACUGUGCCUUAGGGUCUAUCCAGUUCUCAUCUGACUACCAGUUUGACAAUGGUUGUCAUGCCCCGCCCUGGAGACAGGUCCAUGGAGACAUAGGAUACCUGCUCAUCAAACCACACGAUGGAGAUCAGCUAUCAGUCACUGCUAACACAGCAGGAAUUUAUCAAAACAAGGGCUGUGAAAAAGAAGGUGAAGAGCUGAACUAUGACCGAGUUGGUGAGAUCUUCCGCAGCCUGGUUGCCUUGGUCUCGUCAAAGAGUGGCAAAUUCAAGCAGGUGAUUGACAGCAAGGAAUUUCAACUGCAAGGUGAUACUAACCCUGAACAAGUCAGCAAUUAUGAAGAAGACUUUGAUGAGGAAGACGGUACAGGAGACAGAACAGCCAGAGAAGAGAAAAAAGAAGUGAAGGAAGAGGAAAAGAAAAAGAAAGAGAGAAAGACAAGAAAGAAGGCUAAACCAUCCAAGAAGUCAAUGCAAGCCACUCUAAACUGGAAAAAUGACAUGAAUCAGGAGAAAGAUGGUGAAAAGAAGGAGAAAUCAGAGAAAAUUUCUAGACAGACAAGUGAUCGGCUGAAAUCGAAGACACCAGCAAUGGAAGAUGACUUCUCAUCCAGCUCCUCAGAGUCUGAAGAAGAGGAAGAGACGACAGACAGGAGGCAGGAGCAAAACUCGGAUCUUCCUUCAGAGUACUGGCAAAUUCAGAAACUUGUCAAAUACCUCAAGGGAGGUAACCAGACUGCUACUGUGAUUGCCUUGUGUGCCACCAGAGAUUUCAACCUUGCCCAGGAGACCUGUCAGCUAGCUAUCAGAGAUGUUGGUGGUCUAGAGGUUCUUAUCAAUCUCCUAGAGACAGGAGAGAUCAAGUGCAUGAUUGGCUCACUGAAGAUCCUGAAAGAGAUCUCCCAGAAUACCCAAAUCCGUCGUGCCAUCGCUGACCUUGGUGGCCUUCAGACCAUGGUCAAGAUCCUCAAAUCCUGUAACAAGGAUCUGAAGUGCUUGGCAGCAGAAACCAUUGCCCAUGUGGCCAAGUUUAGAAGAGCUCGCAGGACGGUCAGACAACAUGGAGGAAUCAGAAAGUUGGUUGCACUCCUUGACUGUGCACCUCUUGGUUCAGCCCCUGUCUCUGUUGAGAUAGAGAAAGACAUUGAUGUUGCCCGCUGUGGGGCACUUGCCCUGUGGAGCUGUAGUAAGAGCACCAAGAAUAAACAGGCCAUUAGGAAGGCUGGUGGUAUUCCUCUCCUGGCCCGCCUUCUUAAAUCUCCUCAUGAAAACAUGCUGAUACCUGUAGUAGGUACCCUCCAAGAAUGUGCUUCAGAGCAUAGCUACCGUCUUGCCAUCAGAACAGAGGGCAUGAUUGAAGACCUGGUCAAAAAUCUUAACAGCGAGAACCAGGAACUCCAAAUGCACUGUGCAAGUGCAAUCUUUAAAUGUGCAGAAGAGAAAGAGACCCGUGACCUGGUGCGAACCUAUGGAGGUCUAGACCCCAUGGUCUCUCUGCUGGACAAUUCAGAUAACAAGGAACUACUAGCUGCAGCCACUGGUGCCAUCUGGAAAUGUGCCAUGAGCUCUGAGAAUGUGAUGAGAUUCCAAGAAUUGAAGGCCAUUGAAAGGCUUGUAUCUCUACUCAGUGACCAACCAGAAGAGGUACUUGUGAACGUUGUAGGAGCCCUUGGAGAAUGUGCUGCUCAAGAACCUUCUAAUAGGCAGUUGAUCCGUAAGGCUGGAGGUAUCCCAUCAUUGGUCAAUCUUCUGACUGGUACCAAUCAAGCUCUCCUUGUCAAUGUGACCAAGGCUGUAGGAGCUUGUGCCACUGAAGCUGAUAACAUGGGCAUCAUUGAUCGAUUGGAUGGAGUUCGAUUGCUAUGGUCACUCCUGAAGAACCAGAACCCAGAGGUUCAAGCCAGUGCAGCUUGGGCUAUCUGUCCGUGCAUUGAGAAUGCCAAGGAUGCUGGUGAAAUGGUGAGGUCUUUUGUAGGAGGCUUGGAGCUCAUUGUCAGCCUCCUCAAAUCUGAAGACAAGGAAGUGUUGGCCAGUGUGUGUGCAGCUAUUGCAAACAUCGCCAAGGACGAGGAAAACCUUGCUGUUAUCACUGACCAUGGAGUGGUGCCUAUGCUGGCCAAGCUAGCCUCAACGACUGAUGAUAAACUGAGAAGACAUCUAGCUGAUGCUAUUGCUAGAUGCUGUAUGUGGGGCAACAACAGGGUGGCUUUUGGUCAGAACCAGGCAGUAGCUCCACUUGUCAACUACCUCAAGUCACCUGAUGCCAGUGUCCAUUGUGCUACGGCAGAAGCACUCUACCAGCUGUCUCGAGAUCCAAACAACUGCAUUACCAUGCAUGAGAGUGGGGUUGUCAAGCUCCUGGUCUACAUGGUAGGCUCUGAUGUACCAGCUUUACAGGAGGCUGCUGCAGGCUGUAUUGGAAAUAUCAGAAGACUGGCUCUGGCCAAUGAGAAGGCCCGCUAUAAAUAGAUUUCUACCCUACCAAUAGCUAUCAACCAAUAGGAGAACAGAUACCACUGCCUGUUCAAAGACAUUUGUGACCUGACUUUCAACAACACCAAUAGGUUUAAAAUAAUGGAAGGGCAGUUACCACUAAUGUCUGAAGAACAUUUUGAAUCAGCUCCGGCAAAAAACCUAUAAGAAAUCCUUAUGAAGUUGGAAGUAUACCUUGGAGUUUACCUGGUAUGACUAGUCAGAUUAAUGUACAUGUUACAUCAUGUAUAAACUAAAUUACAUUAAAAAAUUGUAAUAACAAUUCAAUUGUUAAAAGUAGAAUAACUGGUUUUAACUGUUAAGAAUAACAUGGCAUGAUGAAAUGGAAAAUUAGUAAAAUAUAUGUUAUUAAUAAGGACUUUUGUGACAUAAUUUUGAUUGACAUAUUCCACUGUUAUAUACAUUAGAUAUUGUCUUUGUAAAUUUGUUAAAAUGUUAUAUUACAUUGUCAAAAAUUUUUUCCCACUCUUUAUGUAAGAAAAUGGAUGUGCACAAUGUAAUUGUAGAAUCAGUGGGUAAAUUAAAUCGUAGCCAACUGAAAAUUCUUAUCCUCACUCAUGUUUACAGCAUUCUUUCAAGCUACAGAGUUUAUUGUGCCGUCCAACUGCAUUCCUUCAGUUUUGCUAUCAAUGUUAUUGCCUCAGAGUUCAUAAGAUUUUCUUUUUGAUUUCCUUCUAAAAAUUGUUGAAUGUGGGGGAUUAAAUCCUGUUGAAAUUUCUUUUUUAAAAUCAAUGAAUGACCAAACUAUAAUGUACAAACAUAUAAUUUGCUAUAUGCUAAAUAUUUUCUUCAAUCCUGUGCUAAUAUGCCUGCUGAAUUUCUCUUAAAAAAA
Molecule: messenger RNA, 4141 nt
Organism: Strongylocentrotus purpuratus (purple sea urchin)
Lineage: Eukaryota; Metazoa; Echinodermata; Echinoidea; Camarodonta; Strongylocentrotidae
Gene: armc4
Product: armadillo repeat-containing protein 4
Exons: 17
Coding region: 142-3285 (1047 amino acids)
Molecular function (GO): protein binding
Source: RefSeq, a predicted model, not a curated record